Asterias rubens (European starfish) is the source of this 710-nucleotide messenger RNA. Its product is annotated as ubiquitin-40S ribosomal protein S27a. The record is from RefSeq and is a predicted model, not a curated record. Gene Ontology annotation, biological process: protein ubiquitination; modification-dependent protein catabolic process; translation. Bases 84 to 554 code for a protein of 156 amino acids. Gene Ontology annotation, cellular component: cytoplasm; nucleus; ribosome. Gene Ontology annotation, molecular function: ubiquitin protein ligase binding; protein tag activity; structural constituent of ribosome. NCBI's taxonomy places the organism in Eukaryota, Metazoa, Echinodermata, Asteroidea, Forcipulatida, Asteriidae. The transcript is spliced from 4 exons.
CGCCCUCAUACGUAACACGUGGUCCAAUCUUUCUUUCUCGACCGCCGCCAUAUUCCGCGGAAAGGUGGCAAUUCACUGCAAUCAUGCAGAUCUUUGUGAAGACAUUGACGGGUAAAACCAUCACCCUUGAGGUUGAGCCCAGCGACACUAUCGAAAAUGUGAAAGCCAAGAUCCAAGACAAGGAGGGCAUCCCCCCAGACCAGCAGCGUCUCAUCUUCGCCGGCAAGCAGCUUGAGGAUGGCCGCACUCUCUCUGACUACAACAUCCAGAAGGAGUCCACGCUCCACUUGGUGCUGAGACUGAGGGGUGGAGCCAAGAAGCGCAAGAAGAAGACGUACACCACACCCAAGAAGAUCAAGCACAAGAAGAAGAAGGUCAAGCUGGCUGUACUCAAAUAUUACAAGGUUGACGCCAACGGCAAAAUCACCCGUCUGCGCCGAGAAUGCCCCAGCGAGGAGUGCGGUGCCGGAGUCUUCAUGGCCUCUCACUUUGACAGACAAUACUGUGGCAAAUGCUGCCUCACGUACGUCUUCAACAAGCCAGAGGAGAAGUAGAAAACAAAAUAAACAACCAUCCGACCAGAUAGUAACAUGUCUCUAACAUGCCUGAUCAUAAGUGGGAUUCCAAAUUAGACUCCAUUCACCGAAUAAACUUGAAAACCCCCUUAACACUGAUGACAGUUUAUUUUAUUUUAUUGUGAACGAAGAAAU